AACUUCGAUUCUCUGAUCAAAAUCAUCAUUCAGAGCACUCACUUUGAACUUUACACACGUUUAGCUUGAUUUGCUUAGCGAAAAAAUAAAAUCAAAAUAUUUAGAAUUAUAUUGAGCAUUAUGGAAGCAUCCAAGGAUAAAUACAAAUUGAAGUUCUCCGGCUGUUGCAAACUCACCGACGAUCAGUUGUCCGAGGUCUAUAACUUGGAUCUGCUUAGCGAUGAGGAAUUGGCCUCAGUGAACUUGGAGCGGAAAUCGUUAGUCGAUGACUAUCGUCAUUUGCACGAAUUGUCCAUGGCACAUGAACAGGAACAGGAACGAAUCAAGCAGUUGGAGUUGGAACAGCAACUCCGUGAUGAAGAACUCAAGCUUCAGCCUCCAUCUGUAUUGCAUGGCAUAACAUUACCUGGAAUGCCCCAACAAACGACUAUUACCCCGGAGUCAACGCGUAUUUUGGAACUUUUGGGUUUUAAUCUAGCAGCAAUACCAGUUGCUGAAAAUAUGCCCAAGAGACGUAUACUCUACACUUUUGAGGAAUUUGCAAACGCUGAAUCGGAUGAAUUUGAUUCUGACUUCGACUAUUUCGAAGACCAUAUAGCUUACGAUGCUGAACGUAUGGCAAACGAUAUUCAAACCUAUUUCUGAUCCAUCAGCAUGGUAAUUUUCUAUACACAUUAUGAAAUGUUUUACAUUUUAUAUUCCAUUAAAUAUAUGUGUAGAAAAAGCAAAUGGCACAGAAAACUGAA
Messenger RNA from Drosophila willistoni, 746 nucleotides. RefSeq lists its product as uncharacterized. The record is from RefSeq and is a predicted model, not a curated record. The transcript is spliced from 2 exons. Lineage: Eukaryota; Metazoa; Arthropoda; Insecta; Diptera; Drosophilidae. Bases 121 to 645 code for a protein of 174 amino acids.